AUGACGAAGUGGCUGCUGCGCGCGUUUCAGCGACUGAAGGCGGCGUGGAUGUCGCUGCAAGUCGAACUGCAAGGCAGCUACUCCGUCGAGCGUCUCCAGCAGCUACACAGCUACUCCAGCAAAACAAGCAGUCGGCGGUUGGUUGUCGUCUUACUGGUCGCGCCGUUGCCUUGUAUCGUGUUGAGUUUGCUGAAAGACAUGCCACCACUGGAACCGGUUGACGCCGGUGUGAAGGCGAACUGGGUGUUCUUCGUGCGCUCUUGGGUGCGUUAUCCGUCGUUGUGGGUUGAUGCCAAGCAAGUGUUGGCAACACUUCACUGCCAAAUGUCGCUGCCUAUGGUCUACCCGCUGUAUAUCUAUGGAUUCGUGUCGCUCACGGGUACUGGCCAAGUGUUGUUCGUUGCUGUAUUGCCAAUGGUCAAGCUCAUCACCAGAAACUGGAUGAACAGAACACUACGUGGCCGUGAUGACAUUAAACCCGAAACGAUCAUCUUCACAAUCGAGAUUUUUAACGCGCUGUAUAUCUCAAGUGCUCUUCAAAGCAGCUCAUCUUGGACAUCGACCGUCACAGUCAUGGCAUUGGACGUCGUGAGUUUCUGGGCGUCGAUGGUUGACAUUGCAGAGGUUUUCGAGGGCAUGAAAAAAAUAAUGGACAAAAUCCCCCAAGACCACCCCCUCGCGCACGAAAACUUUAUCGGAGGGCUAUUUCAAAGCACCCAAGUCAAGCCGAUGAGUGCAUUUCCGCAAAUUGCUGCUCAGCCAAACUCAUGUAACCCAACAAAUCCAAUCAAUCUCGAUGAUAUUUGCGAUAUUGAAAAGCUCUUUUCCCGUGCAGAGCGAGACUUUUUCAUUCGCAAGGCCAGACACGUCCUAUUCAUCACGGAGUACGUCGUGCUGAUGGAGUACGCCGAAGUCGUGGUGCCAAUUCUCUAUCGUUUGUACCGCGUGGUCCUCUUUCAUUUACCCAACAGCGUUUACUACCCAACGUUGACAGAACUGUCGAUUUCCGAGCUGUCGAGUUCCACGCUUACGGUGCUAGCCUAUAGCUCGCUCGAAUUCGUAUCAUUUGUGUUUUCGAUCAUUGUGAUGAAGCGCGCGUUGGGUUUCAAUCCCCUGGAGCAACUUGGGUUUGUGCUCGAAACACAAGCGAACAGCGUCCAGACGAAGCCCAUCGGCAUAUUUAUCUACGUGACGCAGAUGCCGCUAGUGCACCUCGGUGCCGAUUUCAGCUUCAAGUUUGUCUGGAUGCAAGACAACUCGACACACUGA
Molecule: messenger RNA, 1269 nt
Organism: Phytophthora sojae
Lineage: Eukaryota; Oomycota; Peronosporomycetes; Peronosporales; Peronosporaceae
Exons: 6
Coding region: 1-1269 (422 amino acids)
Source: RefSeq, a predicted model, not a curated record